AAAUAAACAAAGAAAAAAUAUAAAAAAUCAUGAAACCCACUGUGAUAGCCAAUGCUAAUGCAUCAGCAUCUGCCGGUCCUGGUGGUAACGGUGCCACCAAUGGCGGCAUUACCAUACCAAUUAAUCACGAAUAUCAUGGCCCACCACCGGCAGCAGCAACACAGUCACAACCCCAACAAUAUCACACACAGGCCCAACAUUUUGUAGGUGGAGAUCCACAGGCAACAGCAUAUGGGUCACCAAGCAGUCGGCAGCAAAUACCACAGCAACAGCAAAUUCCAGCACACUUCCAGCAGGACUUUGAUUUCGAUCCACACGUUGACAUGGACAUGUUUCCACGCAGCCGCUUAGGACGCAUGGCCCAUGAUCCGUUCGCUGACUUUGGUGCCUCACACUUUGGUUUCCCACAAUUCAACUCGUUGGGCCGUCGACGUGUCCAGAAUCCACACCACGAUGAAGAUUUCUUCAAUCGUUUGCCCAGCGAAUUUCGUCAAUAUAUACCCGAAGGCUUUGGACAUCGUCGUGCCACCACAGCUGGCAUGGCACCCACCACAGUACAUCCGCAGCAGGUGCCACCACAACAACAACAUCCUCAGCAACAGCAGCCACAAAUGCCACCACAGCAACAACAACAAAUGCCACCGCAUUACUAUCAACCAAUGACACCACCAACACCCUCUAAGACGGUCUGUGACGCUGCCAUACAAACUGAAGAUCCAAAUGCCGGACGUUCGGAAGUCGAUCAUGCUGUGAACACCGAUCAUCUCAAUCAGCAUGGCUUGCGCAAUACCAUGGAUAUGGGAGUUAAAUCGGCUGCUGAAAAUGAGCCAGCUGGUGCCAGAUCCCACUCAGCUCCACCCAAUGAACCACCACAGCAACAACAGCACAUUUAUCAUCCACAACAACAGCAACAAAUACCGGUGAAUGGACAACGUCAAACGCCACCCAUGCAGCAACCCCAGCCUCAAAUGAGACAUCCACAGUUCGGCACACAAACUAGUCCACCAGUCCAAAAAGCCUACUAUGCUCCUCAGGCCCAGGCACACCCUCAGCAAAAGCAACAGACACCACCACCGCAAACUCCCGGUGGCACAUACAUACGUACCAUACCCAUAUUCGUGGAGGGUCGUGCUGAGCCCAUUAUCAAUAACAGGGAAAUACCGAAUCAAAAUGCCACACCAAGCUCCGCCUCGGCCCGGGCUUACACACCACCCAAACAACAAUAUCAGCCACAAUCACCUUUCCAAUUCCCACAACCACAGGCCCAAACACAGGGUGCCCAACAACAACGUCCCACACCCAUCAAUACUCAGCAGCAGCCACAGCAACAACAACAGGGCCAACAGAACACCGGUCUGCCACCACAAACUCCACACACAGUCGACUCCAUCAACAAAAUCCAAGAUAUUCAACGUGAUGUCUUGGAACUGAUGACCCGUGUAGAAAAAUUCACCGGUACUCGCAGCGACAAGGAGUAUGCCUAUCUCGAUGAGAUGCUCACCCGCAACCUCUUGAAACUGGACAACAUCGACACCAAUGGCAAGGAAAGCAUUCGUUUGGCCCGUAAGGAAGCCAUUAAGUGUAUACAGGCUUCGAUCAAUGUCCUGGAGGCCAAGGCUGAGGAGAACACCAAGGCAGCUGAAAAUAAGAACGGUUCGGAGAGCGCUGAGGCACCACAGAAAAGCUCCUCGGGUAAUAAAGUAACCAAAGAAUCUUCACAAACCAAGGUAGAGGCUCAACAGCCCGACGAGCCUGUCGAUGCCAAUAAAAUCCAAGAGCCCAUCCCACUGCCACCACCAGAGGGUAUGGUGGUCGAAAACAAAACCGAAACACCUGCAGAAGCCAAUGUCACAAAAUCAGAAGAGGAGAGUAAAGAAAGCACGGCGCCAGCAGGAAAGUCCACUGAGCAAGCCAAGGAGGAGGCCAAGGAUGCUGAUGCUGCCACACCCGCUGCUGCUGAAACGAAAUGA
Molecule: messenger RNA, 1970 nt
Organism: Musca vetustissima
Lineage: Eukaryota; Metazoa; Arthropoda; Insecta; Diptera; Muscidae
Gene: stv
Product: BAG domain-containing protein Samui
Exons: 3
Coding region: 30-1970 (646 amino acids)
Molecular function (GO): protein-folding chaperone binding
Source: RefSeq, a predicted model, not a curated record